AAUCUGUCUCACCCCAAAGACAACAGAAAACCUUAUUCACGCACGCACGCACCAAAAUCACCUUCCAUCUCAUCACCGCGGAAGGGGGAUGGCCGCUGAGGAGGGAGCCGUGAUAGCGUGCCACACCAAGCAAGAGUUCGACACCCACAUGGCUAAUGGCAAGGAUACCGGUAAGCUGGUGAUCAUUGACUUCACUGCUUCUUGGUGCGGUCCUUGUCGUGUCAUAGCCCCAGUCUUUGCUGAGUACGCCAAGAAGUUCCCUGGCGCCAUUUUCCUGAAGGUGGACGUUGACGAGCUGAAGGACGUCGCUAAAGCAUACAACGUUGAGGCAAUGCGGACCUUCCUGUUUAUCAAGGAUGGUGCGAAGGUGGACACUGUUGUCGGUGGUAGGAAGGAUGAUAUCCAUACGAAGAUAGUGGCCCUCAUGGGUUCUGCAUCUGCCUAAGAAGGGAAGAGUGAUGCCCCUCUUAUGUCAAUAAGAGCCAACACCUGGUGUAAGUAGUUAUCGCUGCAGUAUGCUUCGGCUUAGUCGUGUCUGAACUUUGUGAUGAUUCGGUUUAGUGUUUAGAACUUCAGACAUUUGCACCGGUUGUUCUGAAUUACAGUACCUAAUGUUUGCUACAGUUGCUUCGCUAUGAAGUUUGGAUAACUAUCCUGUCUGAGUGUUAAUGGAAAGCCAAUAUGCCGCUGACCUUAUUUA
This is a messenger RNA of Aegilops tauschii subsp. strangulata, 700 nucleotides long. The record is from RefSeq and is a predicted model, not a curated record. NCBI's taxonomy places the organism in Eukaryota, Viridiplantae, Streptophyta, Magnoliopsida, Poales, Poaceae.